Messenger RNA from Drosophila navojoa, 1508 nucleotides. RefSeq names its product bHLH transcription factor Myc (gene Myc). The record is from RefSeq and is a predicted model, not a curated record. Lineage: Eukaryota; Metazoa; Arthropoda; Insecta; Diptera; Drosophilidae. Gene Ontology annotation, molecular function: protein dimerization activity.
GUUACAAGUUUUUGCGUGUGUUUAGUUCAAUCAUAUUUAGCUUGUUCAAUCAAGCAUAUUGUUAAAAAGAAGAUACAACAAUUAACGAAUUGGAUUACAUUUUCAUUGCAUCUACUAUUGGACGGACAUCCGCACAUACAUACGUGUAGCAGAGUUUUUGCAGCUGGAUACUGUGCUACAGUGCUACUGUUCUAUAAUAGAGCAGGCACACCUUACCCCCGCUCACCCCAAAGUCAGGACGUAAUUUGUGAAUAAAGGGGAAAGAGAAGGUGGCCAAAAUGACGACCGUUACCAGCGGCAUUUGCAUCAGCAGCGAUUUCGACUUGGACAUGGAUUUCAGCGACCUGAUGGAACUCAACAUCAACUACAGGCUGCCCAGCAUACAGAACGACGUGGAGAGGAUCGCCGCCGAGCACUCGCACCUGAACAGCUCCUCGCUGUUCGACGACAUAGACUUCAAGCCGGAGAUUCGCAACGGCGACUGCAUGUGGUCCACCUUCGGCAGCUCCGGCACACACGGCGCCAGCAGCAGCGGCGGCAACAACCUCUCGGCCGCGUCCAGCUACAGUGAGAGCAGCGCCGUGCCGCCAGCCUUCGUCAGCGGGGGCGCGCUGUGCAUCAAGCAGGAGCUGGAGGAUGAGGAUCAGCUCGGGGAGGAGCAGCACCAGCAGCUCGGCCUGGAUCACGAUCUCGACCAGGAGCACGACAACGACAGCAACAGCGAGAACUGCCCCCACAACAGCAACAGCCACAGCAGCAAGAGAAUGAGGAUGAACAGUUGCAGGUCAACUGGCGGCAGCAGUAAGUCCGCUGCGGCGACGACAGCAACGCACACGAUUCAGAUACCCAGCCGGGCGACGCAGCGGGAACCCACUAUCGAGCCGUAUAUUCCGCCAGGCGGCUCGCUGCUGCGCAAGAGCAACACGCAGCACAAGCUGCAGCAGCAGCAGCAGCAGCAGCAGCAACAGCAACAGCAACAGAAGCUGCAUCAGAAGCUGCAGCAGCAGCGCUACAGCUGUUUGAUAACAAGCAGCAACAGCCUGCCGGAUGACGACCCCAUGCCGGAGGUGUUCAAGCACAACGUGGACCUGCGCGCCUGUGUGAUGGGCAGCAACAAUAUUUCACUGACGAGCAGCUCCGACGAGAACAUCAUCGACCACCUGAGCCGGGAGCUGCAGAACACGAGCAAGGAGCGCAUCGACCUGCCCUACCGCAUCCCGAACGAUCCGCCCAUCAUCACGGACGUGCUGGAGGUGCUCAACCAGCAGGCGCAGCAGUCGGGCCGCUCGGCAGCGGAGGCGGCCGCGGCAGCUGCCGCAACCCUGUCCCCCCCGGCCACGACGGCCACCAGCUCGGACUCCGACUCGGACUACGGCGAUUGCUCCAUGCGCCACAUCAGCGACCACAGCUACACGCGCUGCAACGAGGUGGAGGCCAACCUGGACACGCCCUCAGACUCUGGUGAGUGUUGUGCGCCCCUCUGUUAUACCUAGGAUAAUUAUAAGAGU